AUGCCAAGUACUAGUUCUCAAAAAAGAACCCAAUUUUCUAGUUGCGAUGCUUGCCGUCGCUCACGAGUUGCUUGCGACGCCUCAAAACGAGGUUACCAACCCGGUAAAGUGAGUUGGGCGGGUUCAUGUUCGAGGUGCACUCUUAAAAGGCGACCAUGUACGUUUGAGUGGAUUAACGCCGCGAAGAGGAAACCUCUAAACCCAUACAGAGAAGCGGUGUCUCACUCUUCAACUGAAACGGAUCCUACCAUUUCCUGUGAAUCUAAUGGCCAAGCGUUCUUCAUCUCUACACACGAACAGAGUUGCGAUCAAGCCAUUACCCAAAAUUCUCAGAGCGGUAACAAUACCAGUCCUCAUGAUCAAUAUGACGCGGACCGAGUAACGCCGCUGGACGAGCCAAACGCACACUCGAUUGAACCCCUCGAUCCACAAGCAGAGUCCAUAGGCGUCUUUCUAACGUCUUGGUGUGACCAAAUCUUUCUCCAUGGGUUUGGAACCUUUUUCGGCCUCAUAACUGGUAGAAAUGGCUGUCCAUUCGUGAAUAAUCCAACAAGUGAAGUUUGCAUCCCUCCGACAGAGCUUUUCAGGAAGCUUGACGCUGACAUGGACGACGCGGCUGGUCGCCAAACCCCUAAUUCCGGGCUUGAGGUCCAGGCACAGCAGGAAAGGGACAUUGAGAUCGAUCAGUCUCUGAAACAGACGAUUCGGUCUUUUGCAGCACAUUGGCUCCCGCUGGCAUCGAGCAGAAGUCACUUUACGACGAGCCAAGUCGAAGAAUUCAUCAGGGAAAGCUGGCGCAUGACAAGGAAAGAUAUGCUGAAAGUCGUGAACCGCACGUCUUAUCGGUCUGCCCUCACGUUGUAUCUUUUUUCUCAGACCCCCGUACCUAUAGGAAUCUCCGAGGAGGAAGAGCUGAACGGUAUCAGUGGAUUAGUAUGUAUCCAGACCGCUCUACUACAGAUCCAGAGGCUCAGAGAGCGGCAACGAAGCCAUCAAUUCCGCGCCUCAGAGGUGUCAGCUUGGGCUGAUAUAAUAGUUAGCUCCUCUCCUGAUCUCAACUUUACGGAAGCAUAUCUGGACUUUGAGAGCCGGGCUUAUUGGGCAGCAGUGGUUUGGGACACAUCAAACUCUUUGACCUUGAACCUUAGAACAUCAUUAACAUCCGGGUUAAAUGGGGCAUGUUCUGAGCCUGCGUGGCGCUUAGUUAGAGCAUUCCUAGGGUCUUUCCAUACCAGAGCAAAUGACUGGCGUAGUAGUGGUUUUGAUAUAUCCGACGACAUAGCUUCCCAGAUCAUCGCCGGGGCGGCUAUCAGUAUGCUAUAUAUCUGGAAGAAUAUUACAUCAAUAAAGGAAGCACUAAGAGAAGGAGUAGAAGAAGAAGCAGUUUUAUUCGCAUGGAAUGCGUUCCUGGGUUCUUCUGAUGUCUUCAAAACUUCAAAUCGCCCCUUGCUCAAUAUCCUCGAGAGGCGGCUUCACUUCUUGAGUCAAUCAAGCCGACUGGCCUGGUAUGAGAUCAAUUCACGGUAUAAUUUGGGUAUACUCAUACUCUGCAAUUCGCUUCUGUUGGCGGAUCGUUCAGACCUAUUAUCACAAAUAACCGAACUGAGACGGGAUGCUGAACGCGAAUCCUUCAAUAAUCUUAAGUUUGGCUUAGAGAACACCUAUACUAUAUCCCGACAUAGUCAAGAAUCGGACAUGACGAGCCCCAGUAGGGCUAAUAGCCCUCAAGAUCAAAUGACAGUAUCGCUUAUAGCUCUUGACCCGCACCCUAAUCGUGUUAUUGACUCCGUACUGUUGAUGAGCAAAGUCAUCAGCAAUGAGUACCGACAAGGCAAGAUUAAGCAUGAAAACUACUCCUAUCUAUCGUCGAUAUUAUCUAAAACACUAGAAGAGUUACCUCGGAAUGCUAAGACUGUUCAAGCUGCUAGAGAGAGUUUGAAACAGUCAAUUCGCGAAAUUAAUGAGGCGGCUGAGGCAUACGUAGCAUAG
This is a messenger RNA of Daldinia vernicosa, 1989 nucleotides long. RefSeq lists its product as uncharacterized. The record is from RefSeq and is a predicted model, not a curated record. NCBI's taxonomy places the organism in Eukaryota, Fungi, Ascomycota, Sordariomycetes, Xylariales, Hypoxylaceae. The transcript has 3 exons. Bases 1 to 1989 code for a protein of 662 amino acids. Gene Ontology annotation, biological process: regulation of DNA-templated transcription. Gene Ontology annotation, molecular function: zinc ion binding; DNA-binding transcription factor activity, RNA polymerase II-specific.